Molecule: messenger RNA, 2770 nt
Organism: Xenopus tropicalis (tropical clawed frog)
Lineage: Eukaryota; Metazoa; Chordata; Amphibia; Anura; Pipidae
Gene: usp18
Product: ubiquitin specific peptidase 18
Exons: 11
Coding region: 137-1228 (363 amino acids)
Biological process (GO): protein deubiquitination
Molecular function (GO): cysteine-type deubiquitinase activity
Source: RefSeq, a predicted model, not a curated record
GUGUGUGAGUGAGUCUAGGAGGGAAUAUAAGGAGGGUGAGCCUCAACCAAAUCCCACAGCUCCACGCAAGGAAAACUAAAAUCCAGAGUCAAGUCUAAAUGUCUCCUACUCAGUGAAAUAUGAAUCUUGGGGAAGGAUGCAGGACGAAGGAUACGCCAGUUGCUGCUCCUUAUUGGAGGAAGAGGAGGCCAAUCAAGCCGGCCAGGCGCGGGCAGUAACUGCCCCUGUGGAGCGAUUGUCCUAUAGUGGUGGGAAAUUCAAAAACGGGGCAGUCGGACUGUGCAAUAUCGGGGUAAACAACUGUCUGAACCCGCUGCUACAAACUCUAUACAUGAACCAGCACUUUACAGACUUACUCUGUGGGAUUGGGCACCCAAAUGACAAUGUCCCCGCAGAGAGGAGGCUGCCAUACGAGCUGCUGGCCCUGUUCGAGGAGAUGCAGAAUAGCAAGGAGGACGCCGUUGCCCCCUACAGAUUCCUACGCUGCUUACAGAUUCUUGAUACAAGAUUGUGUGAACAACACGACGCUGCCGACUUUCUGUUUAUGAUGUGGAAUUUACUUCUUCAACAGAUGCCCCUCCCACACCUGGCACAGAGGCUGAGGGCACUUUAUGGCAUCAAACUUAAAGAACACGUGACGUGCCACAAAUGCUCCCAUGAAAAGUCCAGUGACAUGGAAGUCCUGACAAUUCCGUUGCCAGUUCCCCACUCCAAAUACCAAAGGCCUUUGCCCCUGCAACGAGCGCUCUGGAGGUUCUUUAAGCCGCACGAGAUAAGUGAAGACAAUUUCUGUCCGAAAUGUGCCGAAAACACCGCAGGACAGAGGGUUCUCCAGUUCUUCUCUCUACCUCAGACGCUGUCCAUACAUCUGAAACGUAUUAGCAGAAGAAAGACCUCCGACGUACAGAAGAUAAACAGAACGUUCUCUUUCCCUUGCACGCUGGACUUGAGUGAUGUUCUGGAUCAGGAGCAGUUCCCGGUACAAGAACAUGCUCAGUCAGACUUCAAGUAUAGACUUUUUGCUGUCAUCGCCCACUCUGGAACGGCCAGCUUUGGCCACUAUUGUGCCUACAUCAAUAGCUCAAAGGACCAGACGUGGUACAGCUUUAAUGACUCCAGCGUUUGCAAGGUAUCCUGGGAUGAUGUGAAAUGCACCUAUGGAAACAUGGACUUUCACUUCAGUGCUACAGCCUGUCUGCUGGUCUAUCUACAGGGAGAUGGGAACUAGAGACGCCAACGCCGCAGGACGACGGACACAGUCCAUAUUAUUUCAAUACACGUGGAACCCACCCGGUAUGACCCUGGGUUCUGGGAGACUUCAUUACGCUGCUAAUAACCAUUAUAUUUAUGGGACAUAAAUGUGAGGAACGCCACCAGCUUGCACAAUCAAACCAUCAACCAGUCAGAUGUUUUCAAAGACAAGACUAGGAAAUGGCAACUUCUGAUUGGUCGUUCUGGGUUACUGAGAGUGGAGCUAAGUUGUUUGAGAUCGCUCUUGGGGAGCGAAAUCACUUGAAUGAUACAAAAGGGUAAAACGACAAGGAAACAACUCUAGAGGACCCCUACAACCAUCUUUCCCAACAACUCUAGAGGAACCUUGCCUACGACCAUCCUUCCCAACAGCUCUAGAGGACCCCUGGUUACAACCAUCUCUCCCAACAACUCUAGAGGACCCCUGGUUACAACCAUCUCUCCCAACAACUCUAGAGGACCCCUGGUUAAAACCAUCUCUCCCAACAACUCUAGAGGCCCCCUGGGUACAACCAUCUCUCCCAACAACUCUAGAGGACCCCUGGUUACAACCAUCUUUCCCAACAACUCUAGAGGACCCCUGGUUACAACCAUCUCUCCCAACAACUCUAGAGGCCCCCUGGGUACAACCAUCUCUCCCAACAACUCUAGAGGACCCCUGGUUACAACCAUCUUUCCCAACAACUCUAGAGGACCCCUGGUUAAAACCAUCUCUCCCAACAACUCUAGAGGCCCCCUGGGUACAACCAUCUCUCCCAACAACUCUAGAGGACCCCUGGUUAAAACCAUCUCUCCCAACAACUCUAGAGGGCCCCUGGUUACAACCAUCUCUCCCAACAACUCUAGAGGACCCCUGGUUACAACCAUCUCUCCCAACAACUCUAGAGGACCCCUGGUUACAACCAUCUCUCCCAACAACUCUAGAGGACCCCUGGGUACAACCAUCUUUCCCAACUUGUUAGGCAUAUUGUGUGUGCCAGUGGCACUGCACAUGAUCAGUGGGUUCUGCUGUUGAGAAGCUAAACUUGGGGGCCGUUUGCAGGUUUAACACUUUACCAGGUUUCCUGAAUGGAAGCAGUAGUUACAGUUUUAUUUAUUUUCAUUAAUAUCACUCAGUUUCUAUGAAAAUAUUUAGUUAGACAAUAAUAUGAUUUGUAACCUUUUAUCAUUGUGUUGUGUGCAAGAUUUAUAGUUUCUAGCGCUCCUGGUUAAUACAUGCAUACAUAGUUAGCCAAUCAGGAGCCUGCAUGUCUGAGCUCCAUGUGAAGCUUUGGCACGAAUGUCCCCACCCCCGAGGAUCCAGAGCUUUUUUUUACUUUAUCCUGCAUUGAAUAUAAGAAAUUUGAUUUAUUUGUUUUAUUUAACUCACAUUUAGCCCCCAUCCUAUACACAACCAUGGAAUCUUGGGAGACUGCAAGCAUAUUAUUUGCUGUUUAUUUAUAAUGAGACUUCUGUGUCUCUAAAAGACCGUGAAUAAGCAAAAUAAUGUGCAAUCCUAAUAAAAACAAUGUUUUUGUCA